UUUGAGCGAGUCAGCAUGUUGGUGAUUUUGCUCAACUGCGUCACGCUCGGCAUGUUCCAGCCGUGUCAGGACCUGGAGUGUCACUCGGAGCGCUGCAGCAUCUUGCAGGCAUUUGACGACUUCAUCUUCGCGUUCUUCGCGGUGGAGAUGGUGCUGAAGAUGGUGGCUCUGGGCGUGUUCGGGCCGAGGUGUUACCUUGGAGACACGUGGAACCGCUUAGAUCUCUUCAUCGUCAUGGCAGGAAUGCUGGAGUACUCUCUAGAUGGACACAACGUUAGUUUCUCUGCAAUCAGAACAGUCCGAGUUCUGAGACCUCUCCGAGCCAUCAACAGAGUUCCCAGUAUGCGCAUCUUGGUGACGCUCCUGUUGGACACGUUACCGAUGCUGGGAAACGUUUUGCUGCUAUGCUUCUUCGUGUUUUUUAUCUUCGGAAUCGUUGGCGUGCAGUUGUGGGCGGGAUUACUGCGAAACCGCUGCUUCCUGAAUGACGAUGCAAGAGCGACGUAUAACAUCUCUCCGCCUUUGAGCGCUUACUACAGACCCGAAGACUCCGACGACAUCGCCUUCAUCUGCUCGACCAAUCGCGAGAACGGAAUGCUGCGCUGCUCCGACGUCCCACAACGCAAAGUGGGCGGGGCUUACUGCGAGCUGAACGCUCACAACGUCACGGACGCCGCUGCUCCAGAGCCCGACCACAGGGGGUGCGUCAACUGGAACAUCUACUACAAUAUCUGCCGGGCGAGCGAGCACAAUCCGCACAACGGAGCCAUCAACUUCGAUAACAUCGGAUACGCCUGGAUCGCCAUCUUUCAGGUGAUCACGCUAGAGGGCUGGGUGGACAUCAUGUACUACGUCAUGGACGCGCACUCCUUUUACAACUUCAUCUAUUUCAUCUUCCUCAUCAUCGUGGGCUCCUUCUUCAUGAUCAACCUGUGCCUGGUGGUCAUCGCCACGCAGUUUUCGGAAACCAAGCAGCGUGAGAACCAGCUGAUGCGCGAGCAGCGAGCCCGCUUCCGGAGCAACGAGUCCACGCUGGCCAGCUUGGCCGAACCCGGCUCCUGCUACGAGGAAAUUCUGAACUACCUAGGGCAUCUCUUGCGCAAGUUUUACCGCCACGUUCUUCGCUUAUAUAACGGCAUGCGGCGCAAGAACAAGAGCGCUAACCCGGGCGAGUCCGCCGCCGUGGGCGGGGCCAACGGACACUGGCGCAAUAAGGAGAAGGUAGAGCUGACCCGACACCUCUUUCAUCAUCAUCAUCAUCAACAUCGGUGCAUGGGAAACGGCACGGACGUCCCGGAAGUGAAGGCGGUGCUUCUGAGCGGAGAUAAAUGCCUUCCCAAAUACGCCUCGUCAUUCCCUCUGACCGUGCACAGCCUCAAGGGGAUCGGCGUCAACUACCCCACCAUCCUGCCCCUGGCCUUCUUCACACACUCACGGGUUCACCCCGGCUGCACUAGUGCCCUCAAGACCAAGAACGCCAACAGCAAAACGCAGCAUGGUGUGUACCCGGGAGUGUGUACAGAAGCCGGAAGACGACCGGCACCGUGCGAGCUUCCCGCAUGCGCGGUUUCUGCCCGCGAGGCCGACACGCCCAGCUCCGUCUCCGUCUGUGACUCGGACUCGGAGAAAGACGGCGACGCGGAGGCGAAAAAAUCGGAGGAGUCGCAGAGGAAUUCCGGCGAGAAGCCGGAGAGGGAAAACUUCCUCAGGGUGUGUGUGCGGUGCGCGAGAGCUGUCCUGAGGAGGAUCGUCGACAGCAAGUACUUCAACAGAGGCAUCAUGAUCGCAAUCCUCAUCAAUACUCUCAGCAUGGGAGUGGAGUACCAUGAACAGCCUGCUGAGUUGACAGAUGUGCUGGAGAUCAGUAAUAUCGUCUUCACCAGCCUGUUUGCCCUGGAGAUGGUGCUGAAGCUGCUGGCCUGCGGUCCGCUCGGAUACAUCAGCAACCCCUACAACAUCUUCGACUUGAUCAUCGUCAUCAUCAGUGUGUGGGAGCUCAUCGGACAGGCGGAUGGAGGUUUAUCCGUCCUGCGCACGUUCCGUCUGCUCAGGGUCCUAAAGCUGGUCCGCUUUCUGCCAGCUCUGCGCAGGCAACUCGUGGUCCUGAUGAAGACCAUGGACAACGUGGCUACCUUCUGCAUGCUGCUCAUGCUCUUCAUCUUCAUCUUCAGUAUACUGGGCAUGCAUCUGUUUGGGUGUAAGUUCACGCUGCGUCUGGAGAACGGGGACACUAUCUCGGACAGGAAGAACUUCGACUCGCUGCUUUGGGCCAUCGUCACCGUGUUCCAGAUAUUAACGCAGGAGGACUGGAACGUGGUGUUGUAUAACGGAAUGGCCUCCACCUCUCCAUGGGCGGCACUGUACUUCGUUGCUCUCAUGACCUUCGGCAAUUACGUCCUCUUCAACCUGCUGGUGGCCAUUUUGGUGGAAGGCUUCCAGGCUGAGGGUGAUGCUAGCAGGUCAGAAAGCGACGAUGAUGCCUUCUCAUGUGACUUUGAUGACGAGGACAAGUUGAGAGAGCUGUCAGGUUUGGAGGUGAAAGUGCAGACGCUCCUGCCCAUUUCUAAUGGCCACUUGGAGCCCAGAGCCACCAUGCCGCCGUACCACGCCUACACUACGGCCACGCCCAGAACAGAAGUCUCUCACGUCGACAACCAAUCACUGCGCAGCAGCAACGCGUCCUACGAGCACCAUGACCAGAAGUCGAUGUCCAGUCUAUGGGGGAGUCGGCGCUCCAGCUGGAACAGCCUCGGACACGCCCCUAGCUUGAAGAGGCGUGACCAAUCAGGAGAGCAUGAGUCGCUACUAUCGGGCGAAUACCGGGACAGUUUCGAAGACGACCUAUCGGAGUCCAGCAGGACCGGCAGCCUGAGCAGAGUUUCGCAUCUCGAGUCGUUCGAUUUGCCAGAACUCCUCCAAGUCCCACCCGCGCAACACUUCUACGGAGAAUGCAACGGUAGACUGGACGGGUCGUUCCCUUCCUCUCCGUACGCGACGCGACGAGAAACGCCGCGCGCGCCCCCUGCCGAGCAGGACGAGGACUCGGAAGAGAGCUGGUGCGUUAUUCUGAAAAGGAUGCUGGAGCCGUACAAGCCUCAGUGGUGCAGAGAUCACGAGGACUGGUCACUGUACGUGUUCUCACCUCAAAAUAAGUUCCGUGUGCGCUGUCAGAAGGUCAUCACUCACAAGAUGUUCGAUCACAUCGUGCUGGUCUUCAUAUUCCUCAACUGCAUCACCAUUGCGCUGGAGAGACCCGACAUCCAGCCGCACAGCAUGGAGCGCAUCUUUCUCAGUGUGUCUAACUACAUCUUUACGGUGAUCUUUGUAGCUGAGAUGACUGUCAAGGUGGUGGCCAUGGGGCUGUACGCCGGUCCAGGCUCGUAUCUGCAAAGCAGCUGGAAUGUUCUAGAUGGGCUGCUGGUGUUCGUGUCUGUCGUGGAUAUCCUGGUGUCCCUGGCGUCCUCCGGAGGAAACCGCAUUUUGGGAAUCUUGCGAGUGGUGCGUCUUCUCAGGACGCUCAGACCACUCAGGGUAAUAAGUAGGGCUCCUGGGUUAAAGCUGGUUGUUGAAACACUAAUAACUUCACUGCGGCCGAUUGGGAAUAUUGUGCUGAUCUGCUGUGCUUUCUUCAUCGUGUUUGGAAUACUGGGAGUCCAGCUCUUCAAGGGAAAGUUUCAUCACUGUGAAGGCUUCGACACCAGGAACGUCACCAACAAGUCCGAGUGUCUGCAGGCAAAUUACCGCUGGGUUCGCAGGAAAUACAACUUCGACAACUUGGGCCAGGCCUUGAUGUCAUUGUUUGUCCUGUCAUCCAAAGACGGCUGGGUCAACAUCAUGUAUGAUGGAUUAGAUGCAGUGGCGGUGGACCAACAGCCCAUAAGGAACCAUAACCCCUGGAUGCUGCUAUACUUCAUUUCCUUCCUGCUGAUCGUCAGCUUCUUCGUGCUGAACAUGUUUGUGGGCGUCGUGGUGGAAAACUUCCACAAAUGCCGUCAGGACCAGGAGGAGGAGGAGGCACGCCUCAGGGAAGAGAAGAGGCAGAGACGGCUGGAGAAGAGGCGCAGAAAGGCCCUCCAGAGACCGUAUUAUGCAGACUAUUCUCCCGCCCGCCUCUACAUCCACACCCUCUGCACCAACCACUAUCUAGACCUCUUCAUCACCAUCAUCAUCGGCAUCAACGUCCUCACCAUGUCUAUGGAGCACUACAACCAGCCCAAGUAUCUGGAAGAAUCCCUGAAGUACUGUAACUACGUCUUCACGCUGGUGUUCGUGAUCGAGUCGGUGCUCAAGCUGGUCGCCUUCGGCUUCAGGAGGUUCUUCAGAGACAGGUGGAAUCAGCUCGACCUGGCCAUCGUCCUGCUGUCCGUUAUGGGAAUUACGCUGGAGGAGAUCGACCUGAACGCCUCGUUACCCAUCAACCCGACGAUCAUUCGCAUUAUGAGAGUGUUGCGCAUCGCCAGAGUGCUGAAGCUGCUUAAGAUGGCCACGGGAAUGAGGUCGCUGCUGGACACGGUGGUCCAGGCUUUACCGCAGGUUGGAAAUCUGGGGCUUCUUUUCAUGCUGCUGUUCUUCAUCUACGCCGCUCUGGGAGUGGAGCUGUUUGGAAAACUCGAAUGCUCCGAGGAGAACCCGUGUGAAGGUCUGAGCCGUCACGCUACGUUCGAGAACUUCGGCAUGGCGUUCCUCACCCUGUUCCGGGUCUCUACCGGCGACAACUGGAACGGAAUCAUGAAGGACACACUGAGGGAGUGUAAGAGCGGAGAUCGCUGCUUGAGUUACCUGCCGCUGGUUUCCCCGCUGUAUUUCGUGACGUUCGUCCUGGUGGCGCAGUUCGUCCUGGUGAACGUGGUGGUCGCCGUGCUCAUGAAGCACUUAGAGGACAGCAACAAGAACGCCUGCGAGGAGGCCGAGAUGGAGGCGGAGCUGGAGGCGGAGCUACAGAGAAACCGCUGGCAAAAUGCCGCCUCCUCCGCUGGUGACGUCACUGGGUCUCCUGCUCUUAAACAGGGCGAUGACCUUCAGGACCGGAACCUGCUCUCAGUCGGGAAGCCAUGCAUAUCGAGAAUGCUGUCUUUACCCAACGACAGCUACAUGUUUUACCCCAAAGCUGGACCCAAACCCAGAGAUCCGCUCUUCUCCAAACAGCACACCAUCGAUCACAUGACAGGCUCACGUCUGUCAGUGAAGUCGGAGUUUUGCGAAUGGGAAUCCCUGCUGCAGGUUCCCGAGCUGCCGUCUGACCCCGCCUCUCAUUCAGAGCCCCUCCCACCACAUCAUGUGACCACACAAAAGUCCCUCAGGAUGCUCCAAAGACAGGAGGCGAUAAAGAGUGACUCUGUGGAUUCCUCCAGCCCUGGAUCGAUGGACGACUUAUUUCUGCGCCACUCCGAUUCUCUCAAAGUUCCCAGCAUUCCUCUGACCGGAGGCUCCGCCCCUUGUUCGCCUCGAGCCACGCCCCCUACGUGCCGCAGUCGGACAGCCAGCGUCCAAACAAGCAGACGCGUGUACAGCCAGCGCAGCAUCCCGUCACGCAGAUCUACAAACACGCUUCCUGACACGUGCACACACACACACACGUCAAACACACACACCUCGGACGAAGAAAUCAGACAGAUCCUAUCGACCGUCGACGGAAAAGACUCCGGUGUCGGGCUCCUCAGACGCAGCCACACCUUAUCUCCACACGUCGCAGGCACUUUAUGUCUGAAGAGCCAAUCACAGCGAAGUAACAGUACAGGAAGUGACCUUAGGAAGUACAACAGCAUGGACUCGACCCACGGGGCGUGGUCAAACCAGCCGCAAAAGAAAAGCACGCCCUUUAAAACGCAAGAAACAGAAGCGUCUGUGUUGCGCAGGAAGCACAAAACGAGUCCGCCUUGCGUUCCGACUUCCACAGACCCGCCCGUUUUCUCGGAAACGGUUCUGAAAAAAAGGCGGGCGCCGUCAUUUGACUCUACGUUGCUCCGGGAGUCUUUGGAUGUUCCUGAUUCUCUGCUACUUGCUAAGCCCCUCCCCCAACGUCAUUUAUCAAUCCAUCUCUCUGUCCCAUUCGAGCAGUCGAAUAAUCGCGUUUCAGACGACGGCCAAUCGUCACACUGUGUCCCGCUCGACGCCUAACCCGAGGGUUACGGACCCGUUAUGGGCGUGGCUUGAUUGUUAUGGGCUGGUCAGGACGAUCCGUUCAUCUAAUGAGGAUUCAGACCAAAACAUUUGAUCCUAACGUGCACCUUUAAGCUAGGAAUUCUAAAAAAAAAAAAAACAUUUGGAAAACCACGAUAACAGUAGGGUGAAAAUGAGUUAUGCAAUUGUUUGUUUGUUUAUUUAUUUGUUUGUUUGUUUUUCCCCUAAUCAUAUUGAUUAGAGAUUUGAGAUCAUAAAAAAACUGACAUUGUGCAGCUGGAUAUCUGUUCUGAACUAUAACGAAGCUCACAGUCGCUCCCUACCCUACGUUCACACGAGCCCGUGACAAGUGGGCGUGGCCUUUAGUUCCGAUGAGAAAUGGUAGUAGCUAUAUAUAUAUAUAUAUAUAUAUAUAUAUAUAUAUAUAUAUAUAUAUUUCUAAAGCUAGCUAGUUAAAAUCAUUUGUUCGAUUCACGUCUCGCGUGCUCGGCUUCGUACUAGCUUCGUUCUCGGAUUAGAUUAGUAAAGCACGCAAAUCGUACUAGCUACAUACAUUCACCACGCACCAACAAUCUCUGCUACUUCCUUCCAGGGUUUCUUUUUCUUCGUAAUGUCUCUAUACGCAAUUAAUAAGCGGUCGCGUACGACGGGAUAAGACGAAACUACGGUUCUACGGCGGGUUUUUCGUUGAACAACUCAGGUUGUGGCUGAAUUUGCAGCUCCGCGUUUUUGUCGCCCUCUAUUGUGAACGUAGGGUUACGGUCACUCGGUCUGAGCUGCGAUAGAAUCCUGUGUGUUAGAGCAGUGUAAACGGUCGUUGUGGAACCCGGACCUAAGAAGAACACAGAUGGAGGUACUAGAUCCAUGACGAGAAAGUCAGAUGAAAUCUCCAACACACUGCAUGGCAGAAUCAUCAGAACUGUUCGGAGGAGUGAGUACUUACUCUAGACUCUACAGAGUGAAUAUAUUUAUCGAAUGCAGCACCUAUAAUAUUUUUAUUGGAAAAAAAAAAAAAGCCCAAGAGUUUUGCACGCACUCAAACGUUGUUUUGUUUUGUUUUUUUGUCAAGGAAAACACGCUAACUUUACUUUUUCCCCUCGUGCCAUCCAUAAAUUAUUAUUAUUAUUAUUAUUAUUAUUAUUAUUAUUAUUGCUUUCCAUAGAUGAGUUAAUAGAGUGAUGUGAAAGUGGCCUCAGAAGUGUACAGUGACCUGUAAGCACGAAACACGUCAACAACAACACAACAAACUCAAAACCCCACCGACAGUAAACACACCACCGCACGCUUGUCGUUGUUUUGAUUUCCUCGCCAUGUUUUUUUUUAUAUCUGUUUUGUUGCGCUUACGUAUUUACACUUGUGGUUUUUUUUUUUAAUGCUUGGUUUGUUUGGUUUCGUCGUCAUAGUUUUGUUUUGUUUCUCGUCUUUGACGUUUUUUUUAUUUUAUCUUGCCGUCGGAUUUAUAGUUUUGUCGUCUUCUAGUUUUGUUGCGCGUCGUAAGUUUUCAGUUCUGUUGUUGCGUUUUUACGUAUAGUUCGGUUGCGACUUUUUUGUAGUUCUGUUAUUAAAAAAAAUGUAGGUCCGUUGUGACAUUUUUAGCUUUGUCGCUAUUCGUUGAUCUUUGUUACGUUUUGUUCUUGCGUUUUCCGUUUCGUUGCGUUUUCUGAUUCGCUGUUGCGUUUUUACCCGGUUUUGUUUUUGUUGCCGUUUUGGUUUGUUCACAUGUUUUGUACGUGCAGGCUGCUAUCGAUACGCCAUAAAGAUUCACAACCCGAAGCCGUACCUGUAGCUGUUCUCACAUUCUCACACUGCUAAUGAUUUACAGUCAUGCUGUUUUUGUAUUUAAUAAAUAUCUGUUGUUACUUGUGCCGCGGCAAACCAACUUCCUCCGUGUGCACUUCGGUGAAACAUCCCUACAGAUAACACUGCAAAAUAGUGCUCCGUCGUUUAGAACCAUUCUUCGGAAUCUACAGGAAGACAACUCCACGGAAUCUCAAGGGCUUGUAAAUCAGUAUAUGAGCAGCGGGUAUAUGUGAACAGUCAUGCACCUUUCGCACAUGUUCUUUUCUUUCUGUGUUUUGAUAUUGAAAUUGUGAUCGAUUUCCGUGUGCACCUUUGUUGAAAUAUGCCAAAAAUCUUACAGGUUUGAGAGAAAGAGCGACGUUUGUCCUGUGAAAGCAGGAGCGGAGGAAAUCCAGUGUUUUACAGACAAUAAAUUUUAACCGAAGAGCACGACGCAUCCACGUAAAUUUCUGAAAAAAGGACGACUUCACGAUGCUCGAAAGGAAAAUCACGCCGAUACGCAUGUCCGGCUUUUUUUCUUUCUUUCUUUUCGCCAAGACAGGUCUGUUUAAACUAGCUCAACUGGCGUUUAUGCUCAUUCGAGAAAUUCUAGAAUGGAACAUUUGUUCUUGAAAGUGUGAUUUUUCUAAUCUCGUUAGAAUUCCUACACAUUUUCACAUCGUAUUCAAAGGGGUUUUUUUUUCUUUCGGAGUUAAAGAUAGAAAUUCUUUGCACCUGAACGGUCUGCAUUGAGCAGCAUACA
This is a messenger RNA of Ictalurus punctatus (channel catfish), 8662 nucleotides long. RefSeq names its product calcium channel, voltage-dependent, T type, alpha 1H subunit b (gene cacna1hb). The coding region runs from base 16 to 6117 and encodes 2033 amino acids. The transcript has 33 exons. The record is from RefSeq and is a predicted model, not a curated record. Gene Ontology annotation, biological process: membrane depolarization during action potential; calcium ion transmembrane transport; sodium ion transmembrane transport. NCBI's taxonomy places the organism in Eukaryota, Metazoa, Chordata, Actinopteri, Siluriformes, Ictaluridae. Gene Ontology annotation, cellular component: neuron projection; plasma membrane; voltage-gated sodium channel complex. Gene Ontology annotation, molecular function: low voltage-gated calcium channel activity; voltage-gated sodium channel activity.